AGCCUGUAAGGAAGUCUUGUCUGGGCCAGUGGAUGCUGGCGAUCAGGAUUAUAGUAUAGAUGUUAUGAGCUACAGCACUGACUCUCACACACAGUCUUUUUCCAUACGGCCCUUUGGGUCUCAAAGUCAUCACUCAUCUGAAUGUAUAGGCCAGACACACUUUCUUUCAACCAACACCUCAGAUGACCAAUCGUCAGAUGAAUGGAAAAGAUAAAGGCUUGCUAACAGGAAAAAAAAAGGCAUUUUUAGUUUCAAUGACUACAUUUGUAUGAAAUUUAGAUUUUAAUGCAAACAGCAGCAAAUACUCCUGUUAUCACAUAUCAUUUUCUCUUGUUUUGCUAUAAAAACACUAGGUGUCCACAAGCAAAACUUUAAAUCACAUUGCUGUGGUCUGGUUACCUCUAUUCAUGCUGCGAAUCCAGUGUGCUGAGUUGACAUCCGUCAAGGAGCUCAAAAACCAGGUUCGGGAUCUACAGAAGCAACUGAGUGACACUGGGACUGAAAACAAAUUGCUGGUGAAGGUGCAGCAGCGCCACAUGGCGGCCCUGCAGUAUUUUCAAUACUCAGAAGGCAGCCAUGUGCAGAUAGUUGCUAAGCAGGAAAACAAGGCACAGGGUCUGAAGGAGAUAAUCCGUGGUGUUCACGCUUGUCAUGUCAAACUGACAAAGCAGCUCCAGACCUCAGAAAACAUGUUGCUCAAAACAAAGGACAGCGUGCACCACUUGGACCAGCUCAACCAGGAUCAUACACUGCUGGAGACGGAGGAGCUCAUCCGCAAGUUGGACAAAGCCACUGCAGAGUUGGACAGCAAGAACAAGAGGAUUCUGGAGCUGGAGAAUAAUCUGGAGUUGUGCCAAGCCUCAUUCAAUCACCAAAAUGAAAGAGAAAAAAGAAAGGCCAAAGAGGAGCAAAAGAAAAGCUGCAACCUGAAAGAGACGAUACAGGAUUUAACCCAGAAAAUUGAAGAUGCAGAGAAAGAACUGGCAAAGCUAAAUAUUUACUAUCACAGAUUACAAAAUGAAUGCAACAAGAAAGGUAUACAGAGGAAACUGAAAUCCAUUGUUAAUGAAAAUACAAUCACAGAGGUUUUGGAAAAUGACAGCUCAGAUGACAACAGCCACCAAAAUAAUACACAGACACCUUCAGAUAACACUGAGCAAUCAGAGGAGGACCCAGAAGAACAGACUGAUGAAGUUUGCAUUGAAAAGGAGUAUAUGUAUGUUGAAGAGGAACUGGAAGGGCAAACAGAGGAACAGCAAUGCCAGGAGCCUUUGGUGGUUGAAUAUCCAGAAGCAGAUGUUCCAGAGAAGAUGAGCACAGAAGAUAAUAAUGACACAUUUUGUCUACAUUAUUACAUUAUAAUUAUGAAUUUCUUUUCAGACAUCAGUGAGAAAAAUGAUGGCUGUGAAGAGAACCCAGAAGAUCAACCUGAAGGAAGCUGUAAUGAAGAAAACGUUGAGGAAACACACCACAUGUGCCACAUUGGUCAUAGAUUUCCCAGAAUCUAUCGCAAAUACAUUUUCAAACAAACAAUUGAAAACCUACACAAUGGCAGACCUGCUUACUGCAGUGAGAAUUGGACGCCCUGCACCAGAGAUGUUAUGGUAGAGACUUCGGUUAAGAAGCCAAAGGCACAGAAAGUCCAAACUGAGGGAUAA
Messenger RNA from Thalassophryne amazonica, 1658 nucleotides. Its product is annotated as lebercilin-like protein. Gene Ontology annotation, biological process: intraciliary transport. The transcript has 8 exons. The record is from RefSeq and is a predicted model, not a curated record. Bases 408 to 1658 code for a protein of 416 amino acids. Lineage: Eukaryota; Metazoa; Chordata; Actinopteri; Batrachoidiformes; Batrachoididae. Gene Ontology annotation, cellular component: axoneme.